Molecule: messenger RNA, 3069 nt
Organism: Spodoptera frugiperda (fall armyworm)
Lineage: Eukaryota; Metazoa; Arthropoda; Insecta; Lepidoptera; Noctuidae
Product: vitamin K-dependent gamma-carboxylase
Exons: 9
Coding region: 209-2413 (734 amino acids)
Biological process (GO): peptidyl-glutamic acid carboxylation
Molecular function (GO): gamma-glutamyl carboxylase activity; vitamin binding
Source: RefSeq, a predicted model, not a curated record
UGUGCACACAUCGUUGAACUCCUCAAAUUCCAUAAUUAAUUUGACAUAAUUCGCGUUAGAUAAAUAGAGCAUGUAUUGGGAAUAUUAUUCAAAAGUGUUAACAUUUUAUGAUCGAGGAAAGUGACUUCAGUUGAGCUCUUGAUUUCGUUGAGAAAACUUUCUCCCCGUGGUUCCCGGUAGCAGUUGUUUUAAUUGUGCACAAUUAAAUAUGAAAGCUAAAGAGAAACUAUCAGUGCUAUAUCAGAAGAUGGACGAUAAGUUUGUCCAGCAGUUUGGGUUCAAAAUAAAAGAGGUCACAUUCGACAAGGUGCUAGACUAUAUGUAUGCUCCCAAGGACUCUUCCAGUUUGGCUGUCACCAGGAUUUUGUUUGGUCUAGCAAUGCUAUUCGACAUCCCGGAUGAGCGCGGCGGUGCCACGAUGGUGAAGCGCUGGGGCGAUCCCAACACCUGCCACUUUCCACUCCUGCCGUUUGUUACAUCAGUCGGCAUGCCUUACAUGGCACUCGUUUAUGCUACGCUGUGGAUUGGAGCGCUCUGCAUCAUGCUAGGCUACAGGUUCCGUAUAGCGGCGCCCGUGUUCACCGCGUGCUACUGGUACCUGUUCCUCAUUGAGAAGAGCUUCUGGAACAACCACAGCUAUCUGUUCGGGCUGGUCGCCAUGCUGCUCAGCUGUACGGAAGCUAAUUGCUAUUGGUCCCUAGACACUUAUCUAAACCCUACAACAAAAAAGUCAACAGUGCCAUACUGGAACUAUUUCCUACUGAAGUACCAGUUCUUCAUCCUGUACUUCAUGGCUGGCAUGAAGAAGGGUACGGCGGAGUGGCUCACUGGUUACUCCGUGCAGAACCUCAGCGAGCAUUGGGUGUUUGAUCCUUUCAAAUACUUCCUGACAGUCCCUCAGACGGAUUACCUGGUGGUGCACUGGUUUGUCUUCAUGUUCGACCUGACGGUGGCCAUCUGGAUGAUGUACUCCAGUACCAGACACGUGGCUAUGGUCUUCUGUGCUCUGUUCCACCUGAUGAAUAGCAGGCUGUUCCGUAUUGGUAUGUUUCCAUGGGUGUGUCUAGCAACGAUGCCAUUAUUUUACCCAUUCGACUGGCCCAAAACACUAGCAUCGUAUUCAAAUUGUAUCUACCGAAGGGCAAAGCAAAACAUCUGCUCAAAAAUUAAAGAGUUUCGGAAGGAAUCAAAUUGUGAAUGUCUGACAAAAGAUUCAAUGGAUCAGUUCAAUUCUGAUAACAAAAACAUGGUGAUCAAAGAAGAUGAUGAAACAGUUAUAAAUAAAAUUAAUGGGAAUGGUAUAGAAGAAACAAGUAAAGUUGAAACCAAACCUGAUAUUUGUAAGGAAUUAGCUAAAAUCGACGAUGAAGAUGAUAUUGAAAAAGACAAGAGAAAAGUUGUUGAUAAAGAAGAAACAUCAUCAAAUGAAGCAACUACAGACAAUGAUUUGCACAAAGUUAACAAAAGAAGGAAAGUAACACUGUAUUUGAUUAUGACAUACGUUUUCAUUCAAGCCUUUCUACCUUAUUCACACUUUAUAACAAAGGGCUACAACAACUGGACGAACGGUCUGUACGGCUACUCCUGGGACAUGAUGGUCCACACGUGGGAUGUCAGCACAGUCAUCGUCAAAGUUGUGGACAACGAUAGCAAAGAAAUGAUGUACAUCGACCCUCAAAUGUACACGCUCAACGACAGAUGGUCCAGACACGGAGACAUGGUCUACCAAUACGCGCGUUGUCUAAAGAAUAAUUUGGACAAAGUGAGGAAAGUAAAUUGGCGUCAUCCAUCGAAGGUUUUGUCUAGAAACAUUUCUAUCUACGUUGAUAUCUGGUGUUCAAUGAACGGCAGGUUUGUCCAAAGGAUGUUUGAUCCGAAGAUGGAUUUGUUGAAGACGUCAUGGUCCCCAUUUUGCAAGGUUCCGUACUUGAUGCCUCUGUUAGAUGAGGCGGUACAUUGGAGGAAGGACAUGGACGACAUCAGGAACGAUGUACAUUCUUGGAGUGAGCACAGUGAUGUCGUUUUCUUUGCUGAUUUUCCAGGCUACGAUCAAGAGAAGUACAUUCCAGAAGAAUUGCAAAACGUCACUCUAACUGUCCUAGAAGGUGACGUCGUCUUCGAGCCUGAAGUGACCAAUCAGCGCAUAGGACAGUCCUUCAAACUAACUAGAGGAGAUAGCAUCAAGAUCAUACCAGGAACAUUCCACAAAGUCCUGAAUAUUGGAGAGGAACCUGCUUUUUACAUGUAUACCUUCUUCAACAACACACAAGGGGAUACAAAAGAAAUGACGACAAAUGUGAAACUGCCCAUUUUCAAAGAAUUGUACCGUAGAUUAUAUAGCAUGUUCGUUUUUGCAGAUUUAGUCAUCAACAAUAUAUUUCAAUUGUUUAAAUUUCCUCAAUGCACUUCUUAAAUUGGUCAGACACGAAUGGUGGUUAGUACGCUUAGUAUGAGUUUGCUUUACGUUUAAAAUAAUCAUAACUAAAUAUUUUCGCCCAGGGUACCUAUCAGUGGCCCUUAGGCCGGCACUGCUGACCUCCGCCAUGAAAAAAGAAUUUGGCUAUAGUUUAGAGUUCUUACCGGGAAAUAUAGGAAUCUACUUAGAUAUAAUACACCUGUAUAAUCUGUAUUUCCAUAAAAACACUAUUUGCAUUGCAUAAAUUAGUACCCACCUAUUAGCACUUAAGUUUGUAGUACUUAUAUUUUCAAUUUUGGUACCUAAAAUGUCCAUUUAAAUCUCAAUUAAUUUACUUAAUUAUCACUGUUUUUAAUUUUAAGUAUUAUAAAUGCAAUAUUUUAUAUGCAAAUGCCUCAAGAGAUUUUUCUCAAUUAUUCAAAAACUAAUGAUAUUUAAAUAUAUUUAAAGAGGUACAUAAUUAUUAAUAACUUCAAAAAUAAUAUUAGUUUAUUUAAAGUCAAAAUUAUAUUAUUUAUUUCAAAUAGCAAAUAUUACAAUACAAAAAAACAAACGUAAGUGUCUGUCGAUCAAUUCUCUAGUGAAGUUAUUGUGUACAUACUUUAAUACUUUAAUUAAUAUUGUUUAUCGCAAACGACAUUGUCUAAAAACUA